AUGGGGUGGGCAUACGAAAACCCACAGAGUCGGUGGGCCGGUCCAGCACUGUCACUGAAGAAGCCCGGCUCUGAGGAAUAUCGACAGACAAGUGACUACCGUGCAGUGAAUGCUGAAACCGAAACCGCAACAGGUGUGAUGCCAAUUCUUCGCUUCAUCACGAAGCACACGUACAUACGCAAGAUCGAAGAUGGAGCGCCUGGAUUGCUUGACCAGGACGCCCGUCAACCCUCACGCAAGACCAACUGCUGA
Molecule: messenger RNA, 252 nt
Organism: Phytophthora nicotianae INRA-310
Lineage: Eukaryota; Oomycota; Peronosporomycetes; Peronosporales; Peronosporaceae
Exons: 2
Coding region: 1-252 (83 amino acids)
Source: RefSeq, a predicted model, not a curated record